Aspergillus clavatus NRRL 1 is the source of this 1029-nucleotide messenger RNA. RefSeq names its product alpha/beta fold hydrolase. The transcript is spliced from 2 exons. The record is from RefSeq and is a predicted model, not a curated record. NCBI's taxonomy places the organism in Eukaryota, Fungi, Ascomycota, Eurotiomycetes, Eurotiales, Aspergillaceae. Bases 1 to 1029 code for a protein of 342 amino acids.
AUGGCGCUCCCUCCUUCUGCCCUCAUUUCUAGCCGCCGCUUUCACCGCCGUGUCAUUCUCAAUACAGCAUAUGGAGCGCUCACUGUCACGUAUGCCGACAUCGGAUGCGCCACGGGCCCUACAGUGCUCUUCAUGCCGGGUAUGUUUGCCUCGCGCUAUCUGGGUAUUCCUAUGCAUGUAGUUGCAGAGCAUGCUGGUGUGCGCCUACUUGUUGUCGAUCGACCAGGCAUGGGCGGGUCAACCGAUGUACCACUUGCCCAACGCGUUGCUGUCUGGGUUGAUAUGCUGCCGCGCCUGUUAGAACAUCUCAGCAUUCCAAAAGUCAAUCUUGUCUCGCAUAGCGCUGGCACUAUCUACCUGCUUAAUACCUGGGCGCAGUGCCGUGAAUUUGUGGGCCCGGUCAUCACUUUAUUAGCCCCCUGGGUGGAUCCCGCCCACUCGCAUGUUAUGGCGAUGCAAAUGGCGCAGUAUGUGCCCACCAAGGCGUUCGCAGUCUGGCACCAUAUUCCACGCUUCUUCAUAACUCAGGCAAGCCCUAUGCUAGCGUCGAGCGGUGCCCUGGUCCGCCAGAUAUCAUCGAAUGGCAACCAGACGGCAGAGGACCGCUCGUUUCUUGAUGCCCAGUGGCGGCGUGUUGAACGCGACUAUGGCGUACCGCAUGAGGAACAGGCAGAGUUUGCUCGCCUCGCUCUGUCCUAUAUGUUUGCAGAAAAUACUGUUGGUGGGAAUAGUGAGGCCUUGCAGUGCCUUCGGAAGGAUGGCGUCGACUGGGGUGUCUGCUCGGACUAUGCUCGCUGCGCGCAGAUGCUCGCCGCCCGCGAACAGUCCACUGGCGUCACUGUCCGUACAUACUUUGCUACUAAGGAUGCCUUGGUAGGUAAUAAAGGGCAAAAGUACUUUGAAGAGUGCUGGCAGGCACCGGGCAUGGAGGCCAUUAACUUUGUCUCUACGACGGUGAAAGACACAGAUCAUGACACGCUAGUGCAAUCAAUAGGGGUCUGGGAGGAGAUAUUCUCUUCGUUGCGGUAG